Helianthus annuus (common sunflower) is the source of this 533-nucleotide messenger RNA. Its product is annotated as calcium-binding protein KIC. NCBI's taxonomy places the organism in Eukaryota, Viridiplantae, Streptophyta, Magnoliopsida, Asterales, Asteraceae. Bases 43 to 408 code for a protein of 121 amino acids. The record is from RefSeq and is a predicted model, not a curated record. The transcript has a single exon. Gene Ontology annotation, molecular function: calcium ion binding.
AGUCCAUUAACAUUUCUUCCAACCCCAACCACUAAAACACCAAUGGAAAACAAAGGCUACCAAGACUUACUUCCUGUGAUGGCUGAGAAGCUACAACUAACCACCUUCAUGGAGGAGCUCUGCGGCGGUUUCCGCCUGCUGGCGGACGAGAAGCUCAGCCUGAUCACCCCCGAAAGUUUGAGAAAGAAUUCAAGAUUUCUUGGAAUGGAAGGCAUGAGCAAGGAAGACUCGGAAGAUAUGGUCAUGGAAGGAGACCUUGAUGGCGACGGGUUCUUGAACGAAACCGAGUUUUGCAUACUCAUGGUUAGACUUAGUCCAGAAAUGAUGGAAGAUGCAGAGAUGUGGUUGGAGAAAGCCAUUGAUGAUGAGAUCAAGAAAGUUUCUACUUCAUCACCUGCAGUUAACUGAUCAAUGGUUUUGUUUAUGUUCAAUAAUUAUUAAUCUUAAUCUGUUCAUAUCUUUUUUAUUAAUGCUAAUUAUAACUACCUAUUGAUAUGUAUUAUGGGCCGUUAAUAUAAACUUAGUUCAGAUUU